UGGCUGUUUAGGCGGUGAACUCGACAUCGAGCCCCACGCUGAUCUAUCGCUAACUAACUCUCCACCAGUCAAGCAGGUCCAGCAGCAGACUCCGCUUUACCUUGUUGUCUCAUGCUCCGUCGCAUGCGAUUACCCGAUCCUCGAGGACUCGCGGCCUCGUUCGAAGGCUGCGUUUCAUGUUACUUAGCGAUCCCCGAGUUUUUUUUAUCGACUUUCACGCCAUUUUCCCUCCGCAACCAAGAAGAGCGGAUCGGUGACCUCAUCGAACUGGCCAGCUGCCGCCCCCUCUCGAAGUGACAUUGCGACUAUGUGACGACCCCAACUUGCACACCCCGUUGGAAAUUGCCUUCCCCCGCGCUAGGAAUGGCACAAUCUCUUAGCACGAAUGGGAGCUCACUGCGUGGCACGAUGGGUCUCGCCAACGUCGCCGGAGACGAACCGGCGAAACUCCGAUGUUGCUGUGGGAAGGAUGACUGUGUCUAUCUCUUACACAACUGCUCCGUUCUGGCGAGUGUAGAACGAGAUGUCCAUACUGCGGCGAGAAUGGGGCAGACGCUCCUCACCCGCCAUGAAGCUUACAUGGCAUCUGCCGAACGCGACCGACUCGAGCUCACGGCUCGCAUCGAGCAACUGGAGCGCGACAACGCCGAGCUGGAAGCCAAGAACAAAUCAAUCACCGAAGAGAACAAGUCUUUGCGGGAGGAGUUGGAACAGGUCAACGAUACGGUGAAAGAUGCCGAGACCAAGAUUGGGCUGCUGGAAGCCACGCUCCUCGAUUCGCAGCGGGAAGUGCGGCGGCUGGAAAAUGCCACCGACAGAGCGGCUACUCUCGAAAGGCAGAUAGCAUUGCUGGAGGAGGAGCAGGUCGUGCUACGGACCACAAUCUCCCGCACCCAAGAGGAGGCCCGCACAGCCAUGUAUCGCUGGAGGCAGGCCGAAAAGGGUCUCAGCGACCUGCAGGAGCAACUGGAGCGUAUGGAGAAGGAGGCUCGGGAGGAACGCGAACGCCAUGUUCAAGUCAUCAACCGCCUGGAGCGACAACGCGCCAUGGAAAGAGAAUUGAACACAGCGGCGGGGAGGCUCAAGGGCGCCGCAGCGGCUAAGUCGAUGACGGAUGGCAGGAACAGCGGCAAAGUGGUGUCGCAUUUCGUUCGUGAUCUCCUCCAGGACAACGCCAACCUGCAGCUGGGCAUCGCUGAGCUUCGCGAGAUGCUCAUUAACGCCAACGACGAGAUUCAGAUGCUCCGGGAGCAGUUGAUGUACCACCAACCAGCCGGCAGCGGGGAGCCUCGGUCGCCAAAGACACUGCAGGCCGAGCUGGCCAUGAAGGAGCCACCACCAACGCCGCCACAACCCCAACGGGUGUCACAGGAGUUGCAUGUUCACCACCAUUUCCAUGUGACUCACAAGCCCGAGGCCCGGAAGUCGAGAAAGAGGAGGGCGGGACUCACACCGGGCGUUCUCACGCCGCCUCAGCUGUCUGCCCCAGGGUCGCCCAUCGCCGCUCGCUUCCAACGUGGUUCACUUGCUGGUCCUUUGCUAUCGUCUGGUCCAAAUGAUCCUCCUCCAACCUCUUCUACCGCCCGCUGGUCCCUCCAGUCGCAGAAUCAACCCGAGUUCGCUCCGUCAUCAGCACCUAGUUCCCCGCGGUCGACAAAUAGGGACUCGGUGUUCGACGGGGUUGGAGACUUGCCGUCUCCGACAUCUCCAACCACCAGCUUGGACCCGACAUCUCCGAGUUGGAAGAACGCACAUAGGAAGAAGAUAUCCGAGCUUUCGCUGAGGAGCAUUUCCGAAACGGCCAUGUUUCCCACAGACCCAGCACAUGCACCACGCGGUCACGCCUCGAGGCCUCGAGCCUUGACCCGCUACUCCAUAAUGAGCAGUCACUCCAAUGCAAGUACUAACUCCCCAUACACCACCGACGAUGUUCCGACCAUCACCUCCCCGCCCUUGUCUGGCUACAAGGAUUAUGACGGCGUCACGGACGCCGGAGUGCAAACGGCGUUCUCUUUCGCAUCAUUGCAGUUCGACUCAACCGUGAAACAACGCCCCCGUGGGCUCCGACAUGUGGUAUCGCACGAAUCAAUCAUGUCUCUGUCCAAUGGCCUGGACAUCCACACCCUCAAAGCGCGGCCCAGCCAACUCUCGCUAAAGCCUCUUGGCCUGACCGCAGCAGGUACCAACCUCAGCGACGUCACCGCGCAACCCACUUUGACAAGUGGGAAUGCCGAGGGAAGGCGCGGCAGCGUCAUUCUUAGGGACAGCAUAGCUCAGUCCCUGCAUCUCGUUACCCCACGACGGACUGGUGAGAGGGUUGUGUCGAGCCCCGUCAGAGGUCGGGGCGACGACAGGGAUAGCGGGCGGAGUGCGUCCCGCGCACCCUCGGCGCUUGGCAGACUGGUUUCGUGGAGGCCCUGGAAAGGGGGUAACUACAACACCGAUGCCACUCACAGUGUCCUCUCGCCCGAAGCAAGCCCCUCUUCAACUCCUGUCCUGGCUGCAUCCGCAGCCUCCACCUCUGCGGAGCCGAUUUCGGCGCUUUCCCUGCCUGCCAACGCUGCUGUCGCGGCUUCGUCGACUGCAAGCACACAACUAAGCAAGUCGCCCCAGGGCAGCCUCUCAUCAGCGAUUACGACGACGACGACCAGCACCUCUAGCACCACUGCAAAAAAAACAACAGCCGCAAACGCAAACGCAAACGCAGCGAUGGCAGCCAUGUUUCGCGCGCCGGGGGUCAACCAGCCGGGACCGGUGCCGGGGUUUCAGGAGUUUUGGGCUGCGCAAAAGAGAAGAGCCCCGCCGAGUAAGGUCUCAGUCGAUGACCAGGCUGGGGUGCAAGAGGCAUUGAGAGAGGUUUUAGAAGAGAGCUGAACGGAAAGUUUGGUGUCUAAAAUCCUCGUUAUUUUGGAUUGCUCCCCAGAGGGAGACUUGUGUCGAUUGUUAUGUAUUUGGGGCCGAAUCCUGGCUGAUUCAUCCCAUCAAACAUUUCUCGUUGGGUAUUUCCGGAGUUUGAUCUGGCAUAAGCAAUCUUGCUGCUAAUUAAUAGUAUUAAUAGGGAGAGGCGGAGGGUUCACAGGCAGGGCUCGGCUCUUCAAAUACCCGCAGGGCGCGCGUCUCAUUUG
Molecule: messenger RNA, 3125 nt
Organism: Thermothelomyces thermophilus ATCC 42464
Lineage: Eukaryota; Fungi; Ascomycota; Sordariomycetes; Sordariales; Chaetomiaceae
Exons: 2
Coding region: 544-2874 (776 amino acids)
Source: RefSeq, a predicted model, not a curated record